Molecule: messenger RNA, 1429 nt
Organism: Medioppia subpectinata
Lineage: Eukaryota; Metazoa; Arthropoda; Arachnida; Sarcoptiformes; Oppiidae
Source: the annotation of a GenBank genome assembly
CCAACGAUUAAGAUACUGCUGUUAGGAUUGGACAAUGCGGGCAAAACAACCACUGCCUUACAUCUCAUCGGAGAUUCGUUGGAAGAUAUAAUACCAACGAUUGGUUUCUCAAACUUGGAAAUGAGGAGAUAUGAGAAAUACCGAGUAGUGGUGUACGACUUGGGCGGAGGCGCGCGAAUCAGAGCCAUUUGGAAGAACUAUUUCGCUUUAAUACACGGAAUCGUUUUCGUUAUCGACUCUUCGGAUAUCAGCCGAGUUCUGGAGGUUAAAGAUGUGAUCGAGGAAGUGGUCUCUAAUGAUAAAAUAUCUGGAAAACCGAUUCUAGUGUUUGAAACGUGUUCAGCGAAUACUAGACCAGAAAAUGGAUCCAAAAUAGAUCCGUCGAUUGAUAGCGGAUAUAAAUGGCUGUUAAGUUUUGUAGCGAAAAAUUGGUUUCAAUUGAAUAAUAGAGUGGAAACCGAUUCUAACGAACAGUUUUCUAACGAGAAGAAGAGUUUGGAGGAGAGAAUGAAUCGAUUUAGAAAUAAACGAUUUGAGACACAAGAAGAUGAGAAUGAUUUCGCUAAUAAGGAAGACUUCAUUAAAAACGGGAAUCCAUUCAAAGCUAUCGAUGAUGUGAUCCGAGAUGUCGAGCAAAAGAAGUUUGAUAUGAAUAAUAGCCAAAUGAAUGGCAACUUUGAAAAUAAAAAUCUUGUUAAUGGAAACAAAGAUUUUGGGUCAAAGAAUAUGGACUCGACUUCUUCCGACAGAGACGACACCUCCGAUCACAGCAAUGAAUCCAAUGAUAGCAACGAUAUUCUGACAAACAAUUCGUUAUCUGAUGAGAAAGACCACAUAGACACGGAUCAGACAUCCGGUACUCAAACUUAUUCUAUCGAUAAGACCCCCACAAGAACUGGCGAUUCACAGACACAUCGCCACCAAAAGCAAGCCGUCGACGAAGUGAUCAUCAAAAGCGAUGCCAAAACUACUAAAGGUUUAGACGACACCUCCGAUCACAGCAAUGAAUCCAAUGAUAGCAACGAUAUUCUGACAAACAAUUCGUUAUCUGAUGAGAAAGACCACAUCGACACGGAUCAGACAUCCGGUACUCAAACUUAUACUAUCGAUAAGACCCCCACAAGAAGUGGCGAUUCACAGACACAUCGCCACCAAAAGCAAGCCGUCGAUGAAGUGAUCAUCAAAAGCGAUGCCAAAACUACUAAAGAUGUCGAGUCCCGAAAGUCAAUGAGUCCUGAGAGCAGCGAAAUGUCUAUUACUCCUAAUCGAUAUAAUAAUCAUAAAAAAGCCAAACGAAAGACGAAAGCAAUGAGAAAUAGUAAAGUAUCGCCCGAUUUGAGUAAAAACAGCUGAGAAUUACAUUUUUAUAUUUCAUAAAUAUCAGUACUUAUUCUCGUAAAAACUUUUUUGGAUCAAAAAACACCCGAAA